AGGUUAGUCGACUGAUCCAUACUCUUAACGACAGAUGUAAAACUUUGUGUCUUCAUAUAUAUGAGUGCAAUCAAUGCUACGUUCAGUUGGUGCAAGUCACCACUGCCUCGGGCACGGGACACGGGAUUUCUCCUUUUUUUGAUUCAUUGGCCUAAUUAAUUCGAUUACAUGUCGAAGUACAUUUGUACGGUUUAAAAUAAUAUCGUUACACAUUAGAAAGCGUUGAACAAUGAAGUUGUGGUUAGUGGCGGUACAUAUAGCACUGGUGGGAACAAAUAUAUGGGUCGGUGCACAUUUUCAUGAUGAAUUGAUGAUGGACAAUGAAUUUGCGGAGUUCGAAGAGUGCGAAGAGGUUAAGCCAGGUGUGUCGAAUACCGGCGAACGUUUGUCAGAGCAGUUCAAAUCAUCGCAGAGUCAAAAUGGUUUUGUGGAGUCGGAUGGAGCGUUGGAAGAUGAUGAGGAUGAAGCGAUGACAGAAGACAGUGAUGGAGAAUACGAUCAUUUCCAGGAUGACGAAGAGUUCGAAGGAUUGGACAACAAUGGCAGAAGCGGCGGUGGUGGUGGUUCCAAACCGGAUGAACUGUCAACAUUGACGAUAACAAAAGUUCCUCUUCACCUUCGAGCUAGAUGGGAUAGCUUUUAUUUGGAAAUUCUCAUGGUCGCUGGCCUGGUUGUUUAUUUCAGUAAUUAUAUAGCGGGACGAUCAAAAAAUACUCGAAUUGCAGAGACCUGGGUGAACGACAAUGCCCAACUGCUAAUGGAGAAUUUUUCUCUCGUCGGUGACACUGGUAAAUCUCGUGACGAUCCCUCGGAAAGUGGUUUGAUUAAAGAGAGCGAGUCGCAGUACAGUCUCUACUGUACAGGACGGGUUGGUUGUGAUUCGAUGCUCGCUGAAUUGAGACUUAUCAAAAGACACGAUCUUAUAGCCGUUCUUGCUCAACUUGGGAGACCGCAAAAUGAUCAAGUCCAUCUCAAGAUCGAAUUAUCCAAAGACGAAAGUGACAAUUUCGUCCUAGCUGUUGCUACCAAAAAAACUGCUCUUCAUUUAACUAGAGAUAUCGCUGAUAUCGCUACUUACUGUCCGGAAAAAAAACCUGCCGAAAAGUUUGGAUUGCCUAGUGGCUUUUUCGUCAUGUCCGAAAUUGCUGAAGCUGCUUCAGCCAUUCUUGACUCCAGACUCGUUCAAGCCUUCAACAAAUACUCUCAGGAUAUCGAUUAUAUUCACAUAAGCGAUCAAUACAGCGGGCAGAAGCAACAAGAAGAUUCUGGCGCAUUAACGAUGCCGGAAGUAAAGCGAGUGCUUCUAGUCGGUUUAAAUAUAAGCAUCAAAGGAAGAAUAGCACAUGACAGUCCCGAAAAAAUGCGAUUACUGCUCCAGCUAACAUUUUAUCUUUUGGACAAGUUACGCCGCUUCAAAUUAUCUAAAGAGGGAAAAUCUAAGACGGACAAAAAUCGUUCGAGGGUUGAAGAAGCAUUUUUGAAAACGACUCAUGCUGCAAGAGCAGAAGCAGCUGCCCAGCGUCGUGAGGAUAAACGCAAGGCUGAACAGGAUAGAAUAUUGCAGGAGGAGGAUCCGGAGAAACAACGUAAAUGGGAGGAAAAAGAGCAGCGAAGAUUAGCAAAAAAGAGAGCGCCGAGAAUGAAGCAGCUCAAGGUGAAAGCUCUGUGAUCCGGUAGAGUUGACGAAUAGGUUUUUCUUCGUUAAUGCACGCGUCUUUCGUUUCGGACCUGAUGAUCGGAAUCUGAUCCGAUCAAAACGUCUGAAAUGAAAAUCUUUUUUUGUAUCUCAUACCAGAGUCAAGUGAAUAUAUACAAAAUUUCGCGUCCGAUUGUCUCGCGUGCGCGCGCGCAUGUGUGUGUGUGUGUGCGAGUGUGUGUGUGCUUUAAAAAGCGAAUCAGCGGCAUUUAUAAAUGAAUUUUUACCUGCUUAAAUUUUUACAUACGUUAAAGUCAUUGAUUACACGAACCAACCUGUACAAAGCGUGAGCGCAUAUAUUUUUCCUCCAUAUUUCUUAAAUCCUUGUCAUUGUCUGUUUAAUCGAAACUAGGGUCAAAACAUGUCGAUAAAUGAAACUAUAUCGUAAGAACUAGAAUCGAUGAGAAUGUCACACGAAUCAAUGAUCGAAAAUAGUUCCACGAAUCAAUUUGACUGCUGAUCAAAACAUACGUAUGAAUUAGUAAAGUUUCAUUAUAAUUCUCAUUGGAAUGUUGUGUGAAUCAUUAUAAAUCGUUUCCUUUCUGUUAAAUAUAUUUGAAGAACAAACUCGAA
Molecule: messenger RNA, 2269 nt
Organism: Venturia canescens
Lineage: Eukaryota; Metazoa; Arthropoda; Insecta; Hymenoptera; Ichneumonidae
Product: PAT complex subunit CCDC47
Exons: 4
Coding region: 230-1669 (479 amino acids)
Biological process (GO): endoplasmic reticulum calcium ion homeostasis
Cellular component (GO): endoplasmic reticulum
Molecular function (GO): calcium ion binding
Source: RefSeq, a predicted model, not a curated record